Messenger RNA from Pistacia vera, 1976 nucleotides. Its product is annotated as cytochrome P450 84A1-like. Bases 83 to 1609 code for a protein of 508 amino acids. Lineage: Eukaryota; Viridiplantae; Streptophyta; Magnoliopsida; Sapindales; Anacardiaceae. Gene Ontology annotation, molecular function: iron ion binding; oxidoreductase activity, acting on paired donors, with incorporation or reduction of molecular oxygen; monooxygenase activity. Gene Ontology annotation, biological process: lignin biosynthetic process. The transcript has 2 exons. The record is from RefSeq and is a predicted model, not a curated record.
UCUUACCCAACUUAGCAACAUUUUGGAGUUGCAAACCAAGACCCACAAUUUUACUCUCUCAUUCAACCAAUAUUGGCAAAGCAUGGAUUCUCUUAUUCAAGCUUUGGACCCUUUAACCAUGGCCUUCUUGUUCAUGUUUCCUUUACUCUUCUUGUUAGGUUUUGUCUUUCGUCGUCGUAAAUUACCAUAUCCACCGGGACCUAGAGGCUUACCGAUUAUCGGUAACAUGCUGAUGAUGGACCAGUUAACUCACCGUGGCCUUGCGAAAAUCGCUAAGCAAUACGGUGGAUUGUUUCAUAUGCGUAUGGGGUACUUGCACAUGGUGGCUGUUUCGAAUCCUGAAAUGGCUCGCCAAGUUCUUCAAGCUCAAGACAACAUUUUCUCUAAUCGACCAGCCACCAUAGCUAUCAGUUAUCUAACUUAUGAUAGAGCUGAUAUGGCUUUUGCUCACUACGGUCCCUUUUGGAGACAGAUGCGUAAGCUCUGUGUCAUGAAACUUUUUAGCCGUAAAAGGGCUGCGUCGUGGGAGUCAGUUAGAGACGAGGUUGAUACUCUUGUAAGAUCUGUAGCCGAACAAAAUGGAAAACCAGUGAACGUUGGGGAGUUGAUUUUUUCACUCACUAGCAACGUUACUUAUCGGGCUGCUUUUGGGUCGAGUUCUCAUGAUGGCCAAGAUGAAUUCAUUAGUAUUUUGCAGGAGUUCUCCAAGUUGUUUGGUGCUUUUAACAUUGCGGAUUUCAUUCCUUCGCUUGGGUGGCUUGACCCACAAGGUCUCAACACCAGACUCGCCAAGGCUCGUCAAUCUCUUGACAGGUUUAUUGACAAGAUCAUCGACGAUCACAUGCAGAAGCAAAGAAACGUUGAAGCUGAAACCGAUAUGGUUGACGAUUUACUUGCUUUUUACAGCGAAGAAGCAAAAGUAAACGAAUCAGAAGAUCUACAAAAUGCCAUCAAACUCACAAGAGAUAACAUCAAAGCUAUUAUCAUGGAUGUGAUGUUUGGUGGGACAGAAACGGUGGCAUCGGCAAUCGAAUGGGCCCUGGCGGAGCUGAUGAAAAGCCCGGAAGACCUGAAACGUGUGCAGGAAGAACUAGCAAACGUUGUUGGGUUAGACCGCCGAGUUGAAGAAUCAGACUUUGAUAGAUUAACGUUCCUAAAAUGUGCCCUUAAAGAAACUUUAAGACUUCACCCACCAAUCCCACUCCUCCUCCAUGAGACCGCCGAGGACGCGGAGGUUGACGGUUACCGCAUUCCGGCGAGGUCACGUGUCAUGAUCAACGCUUGGGCUAUUGGUAGGGAUCCAGGUUCUUGGCAGGAUCCUGAAACUUUUAGGCCAUCAAGGUUCUUGAAAGAAGGUAUGCCUGAUUUUAAAGGAAACAAUUUUGAGUUUAUACCAUUCGGGUCGGGUCGUAGAUCAUGUCCGGGUAUGCAACUUGGGUUAUAUACACUUGAUUUAGCUGUGGUUAAUUUGCUUCAUUGCUUUAAGUGGGAAUUACCUGAUGGAAUGAAACCAAGUGAGCUUGAUAUGAGUGAUGUGUUUGGACUCACUGCACCCAGAGCCAGUCGACUCAUUGCCGUACCGAGUAAGCGCGUGAUUUGUCCUCUUUGAUUUCCCGUAAAAACUAAAAGGGACGGAUUAAUGGUGGUUCUGGAGAAGUUUUUUUACAUAAAAAGUGGUAGGGGCAGUGAAAUGGUGACUCCUGAAUUGUGGUUUAUCGGAUUUUUGUGUUUAUAUAUUUGGGGAAGAAACAAAGAAAUAAACGGAAAAGAGACUGAUAAAUAGGAGAGUCCAAUUUGGACUCUCUUUACCGCCUGUGGGUAAACACUCUCUUUACUUUUAUGUGGAGCUUCUUGUAUUAUCUAUUUCUUUUCUCUCUCUCUCUCUCUUUUUUUUUUUUUUUAAUCUUUUAUCUUUUUACUUUUGGAUAUGACACUCAAAUAAUAAUGUUCAAAGAAAUUGUUGUUGUUCGAAUCAA